Molecule: messenger RNA, 1124 nt
Organism: Adineta steineri
Lineage: Eukaryota; Metazoa; Rotifera; Eurotatoria; Adinetida; Adinetidae
Source: the annotation of a GenBank genome assembly
AAUCUGAACUACUUAAAUCAUCCGAUAUAACACAUAUAUCAUCAAAUAGUAUUACAGGUUAUGCCAUCGCUGAAUGUAUUCAAACAAUUCCCUCAUCUAAUGAAUCAGUUAUCACUCAACGUAUCUUUAAAGGUCGUACAAAAGUGAUCAAAGUAUAUAAAAGUUGGCAAUUUGAUAAAUUACCAUUAACAAUUCUACAACUUAUUCGUACAUCAUCAUUGAUUGAUAAUAAUAAUAAUUCUUCGACUACAGCAAAAUUUCGUUCAAAACUAUUUCGUCGUUUUCUAUCAUCAUCAUCAUCAUCAUCAUCGAAAGAACCUAAUCUUGAAGAAUUAAAUCAACAAAAAAUUUUACAUAAUUAUCAAGAAAAUUCUAAUAUACUUGAGAGACAAAAACGUCUACUUAAUUUUCUUGAUGAGAAAAUUCAUCAGGCAGAAAAAACUGCAACAUCACCAACAUCAAAUUCAAUAGUUACGUUAAAUGAUGUAUCUCAUAUAUUAUCUUCAAAACCUAUUCAACAAGAACAAUUAAUAUUAGCAACACAAUUAUGUAAUUCGAUAUUUAAUAUUCAAGAACAUAUUAAUGAAAAAACCGAUAUUCUAUAUAAUGUUGAACAAGCUAUAUCAAAUGAAUUAAAUCAUGUUUUACAUCAACAACAUUAUGAUACAUUAACAUUAAAUAUUUCGGAUAAUACAAAUCCAUCAAAUGAUUUAGUAACAUUAAAAAAUUCAAUUUAUCGUAGUAGAGAAUUAUCUCGUAUACAAUCAAAAGAAAUGCAUGAUUUAGAUUUAUCAUUACGUGAAACAGAUAUUUUACUUGGAAUUAAAUAUGAUGAAUUAAAAUAUCUUGAAUAUGAAACAUCAUCAAAUUCAAUUAUAAGAUCAAGAUCGAUAACACCAAAUUUACAUUUAACAUCACACGUAAAUCAUAAUAAUAAUGAUGAACAUCGUAAUCAACAACAACAACAGCAAGCAUCAUAUGAUACAAUUCAAAUUGCUUUUAAUUCAAUGAAAGAAAUUGAUGAAGAUUCAGGAAUUAAUUCAUUAACAAGUGAAGAUAGUAAUCAUCAUUUAAUGCCUAUGACACAUCAAAAAAUGAAUACACAAUUAGAAACUCUUGUCUAA